This is a messenger RNA of Melozone crissalis (California towhee), 1080 nucleotides long. RefSeq names its product olfactory receptor 1509-like. NCBI's taxonomy places the organism in Eukaryota, Metazoa, Chordata, Aves, Passeriformes, Passerellidae. Gene Ontology annotation, cellular component: membrane. The transcript has 2 exons. Gene Ontology annotation, biological process: G protein-coupled receptor signaling pathway. The coding region runs from base 1 to 1080 and encodes 359 amino acids. The record is from RefSeq and is a predicted model, not a curated record. Gene Ontology annotation, molecular function: olfactory receptor activity; G protein-coupled receptor activity.
AUGAGCCUUGGAGCUGUAGCACAUUCCCUUCCCUUCCUGGCCACCCCCCGACCUGUGCCAUGGCAGGACAACUCCUCCCGGGUGACUGAAUUCAUCCUCCUGGGGCUCUCCGACACCCGGCAACUGCAACUCCUCUUCUUCAUGUUCUUCCUCCUGGCCUACACCAUGGUCCUGCUGGGCAACCUCCUCAUCAUCAUGACAGUCAGGACUGACCCCAAGCUCUCCUCACCCAUGUACUUCCUCCUCUGCAAUCUGUCUUUCAUCGAUAUCUGCUGCACUUCUGUCACUACCCCCAGGGUGUUGGUGGCCCUGCUCUCAGGGCACAAGGCCAUUGCCUUUGAGGGCUGCAUGGCCCAGCUGUUUUUCCUGCACUUUGUGGGCUCCUCAGAGAUGUUCCUCCUGACGGUGAUGGCCUUUGACCGCUACACGGCCAUCUGCAGGCCCCUGCACUACACGGCCAUCAUGGCCCGCAGAGCCUGCUGGGCGCUGGUCGCGGCCUGCUGGGCCGGGGGCUUUAUCCACUCCAUUGUCCAGACUGUGCUCAUGCUCCAGCUGCCCUUCUGCGGCCCCAACACCAUCCACAGCUACUUCUGUGACGUGCCGCCCGUCAUCCGCCUGGCCUGCACCAACACCGCCCUCAUCGAGUGGCUCAUGGCCUCCAACAGCGGCCUCAUCUCCCUGGGCUGCUUCCUGGUGCUGGUGGCCUCCUAUGCCCUCAUCCUCGCCAAGGUCCGGGCCCGCGUCUCCCAGGGGAACUGGAAGGCUCUGUCCACAUGUGCCUCACACGUGAUGGCCAUCACCCUGUUCUUCGUGCCCUGCAUCCUCACUUACCUGCGGCCCGCUGGGACCUUGCCCCCCAGCAAAUACGUCUCUGUCAUCUACACCAUCUUGUCACCCAUGAUGAACCCCCUCAUCUACACCCUGAGGAGCAGCGAGGUGAAGGAAUCCAUGUGGAGACUCUGGAGGCUUCUGGGUUAUUCCGAGCAAAUAUUCACCCAUGGCUUAUGGAAGGUGUCACUGGAAACUGUGUCAGGCUCCUCUACAUUUUGCAAAGAAUUCUUUCAAGAAUUUCAUACUUGA